AUGUCUUUUAUUCAGUACGUGGACGAAUUAAACGAAUUGAACAAGCAGAUCAGGACCAAGAGUCCGGUCGAUGUUAUCCAAUUCUGUGCCAACUACUUCAACAAUCGUUUGGAGGAACAAAGAAAGGCUCUUUGGGAGCAAAAAUCCAAGGCUGAGGCAGCAGGAAUUAAUCUGUUUCCAUCUGGAACUCAAAUAAAGGAGCUGCAAGAAAACCGGACCGUUCCAAGUUUCAAGACCCCUUUCAGCGAUAACGAUCCCCACUCAGCAGCUGAUCAUGGGGCUCCCGCCAAAUUGACCACCGAUGCUGCCGGACUCUUCAGGGGCGUUUCCGGAGAAGGAUCCAAUCCCUUUGGUGCGUCAGCACCUGUCGACCCCAGCGACCCUGGCGCAAAGAGAAGCACGCCUCAGUCCACCGUUCCAGGUGCUGGGUUUGCCGCCACCAUAGCCAAGCUUCCAACAACCUUCAAUGCAAACAGACGGACUUCGGUCAGUGCAGAAGCCAUGAAUCCGGACACUUUCAGCGGUGAUAACUGGAAGCCCCCGGUGCAUAACUUUUCGCCGGAGCAGCUCGAGAGACUCAAUGCGAGCGUAGCCAAAAACUUUUUGUUCAGCCAGCUAGACGAGGAGUCUUUGAGGACGGUCAUAUUUGCAUUAGAGGAAAAGAAGGCUGCCCAGGGGACCAAUAUCAUCUUACAGGGAGAUGAAGGAGACUUUUUCUAUGUCGUUGAGAGGGGAACGGUUGAUUUUUACGUUAAUGGGGCUAAGGUGAACUCGUCUGGUGCCGGUUCCAGUUUUGGUGAGUUGGCUUUGAUGUACAACUCUCCAAGAGCUGCGACUGCUGUUGCCGAGACAGACUGUAUCUUGUGGGCGUUGGACAGAAUGACAUUCAGACGUAUACUAUUGGAGGGCACUGCCAAGAAGAGAUCCAUGUACGAGGGAUUCUUGAAGGAGGUUCCUGUUUUGAGUGCUUUAUCGUCGUAUGAGAGGAACAAGCUGGCAGAUGCCUUAGGAACAGAGUCUUACGCUAUUGGCGAGAACGUUGUCACUGAAGGUGAGGCUGGAGAAAACUUCUAUUUCAUCGAGGCAGGUACAGCUGAGAUCAUAAAAGAGGAUGAAGGAGUGAUUGGUACGCUUCAAAAGGGAGAUUAUUUCGGUGAGCUGGCUCUUUUGCACGAUUCUCCCAGACAGGCUACGGUCACGGCAACCAGUCCACUGAAGGUUGUGACGUUAGGAAAGAGUGGGUUCCAGAGAUUGCUAGGACCAGCAGUGGAGAUAUUGAAGCGUCAAGACCCUACCAAGCAUUAA
Messenger RNA from Kuraishia capsulata CBS 1993, 1305 nucleotides. RefSeq lists its product as uncharacterized. The record is from RefSeq and is a predicted model, not a curated record. The transcript has a single exon. Gene Ontology annotation, biological process: regulation of protein phosphorylation. The coding region runs from base 1 to 1305 and encodes 434 amino acids. Gene Ontology annotation, molecular function: cAMP-dependent protein kinase regulator activity. Lineage: Eukaryota; Fungi; Ascomycota; Pichiomycetes; Pichiales; Pichiaceae. Gene Ontology annotation, cellular component: nucleus; cAMP-dependent protein kinase complex.